Messenger RNA from Amoebophrya sp. A25, 3089 nucleotides. Lineage: Eukaryota; Dinophyceae; Syndiniales; Amoebophryaceae. The record is from the annotation of a GenBank genome assembly.
GAUGCGAUCGGCAUAGAGGCAGAAAAUCUAUCCCUCAGAGACGAGGCGUUGUAAUGAUGUAUCUCCAUCUUGUCUUAGACGAGCAGAGCGAGAAGUCAUCUGUUUUCUUGAGAUCAGCGUCUGUAUGCCUUUUUUUGAGAGAACAUAACGAUAAUGUCAUGAACUUGAUGAGUUUUUUCUGUUUUUUUUCCAGGGAAGUGUAUGAGAACGGAGAAACUCGGUGAUGAAAAUCAUCGGGUGACCUUGAUCUACCCCGUCCUAUUUGAUGUUUUUUCCAUAAGGGUGAAGGAAAAUCGUAGAUAGCAAAUAAGCACCACGGCUAUUUAGUUUGUCUAGUUUUCUAAUCGGUUCGAGGAGUUUUUUAUGUAGUUGAUGUUUGCGCAGCGCAAAACAAGAGCAAUUUUUUUUCCGGACUAGGUUAUCUGGAAAACAAUAAUUGAGCCAUUUGAUGUGAAAAAAUCACGGUCUGGUGCACUAAGAAAAUUUGUAGCUAUAACAAACUGAUCUCGAGAACACAAUUAUUGGAGUAAUUGAACCUUUCCGCAGUGAUUUUAAGUUCGUCAUUCGCGUUCAUUUUUUUUUUAGCUCAAUAUCGACAAAUUGGUAAGCUCUAGGACAUAUUUGGGUCUUACUUGCAUCAUAAUCAGAUAAUAUCUUUUUUUCAACGACUAAGUUGAUCUCAAUAUUAAAGGCUGUUCAUCGUCAUAGACUUACCUAUUGCUGUUAAAGAUGACGAUCGCUGGAAGCCGUUUGCCUCCGACGCUUUUGCGUGUCAAUAGCAACUCACCCACAUCAAAACCUGGAUCCUCGAACACCAGCGCAAGCACAACAAGUGCCAUAUCCAGCAGCACGAAUAGCACUGGUAAGAAAUUGUGUAUUGAUCUAAAGAACGUACUAGUUAGCCGUAACCCUAGACGUACAUCUAACGUACCUAAUCCGUGUAUAGUGCCAGUGCGUAACAUGACACGCACACAGGUUCACAUCGAUAAGAUGACGUGCAAGUAGCUCUGUUGUUGACGAGGAGGGUUUAUAGAAAUCCAAUGCUGCAUGAUUCACAAUUGUAAACUUCUCACUUGAUCAUUAAGGGACCUAUCAGGAUUUCCCUAGACGUAGUUGGCUCGUUCUUCCCGUGUGCUUCUCAUACACGACAUCGAAAAACACAAAACAGCUACUUCAGUGUCGGCUGCAACGUCAUAUAACAAUACUGUCAUUGUCUUCGAUUGGGAUGACACGUUCUUUCCGACGUCUGCGCUAGAACGCAAUCGUCUUCUCCGCAUCCCGUGCCAAAAAUUGCGUCCACAGGUUGUCGCGCAGUUGAACCACCUCGCACAAACGGUACUAUAGAUACUGAUACUGAUUAAACCAAAAAUUUUGAUAGGUAAAAAGGAACUAUCAAGAAUUACAAGCCGCAUGAGCAUGACAUGGUCUUGAUCAUGAACCGGUGCGGGUCGUAGAUACAACAUUUACCUUGCAGUUUCAUCACUUUUUUUCGUUUAAGACCUGCUUGUUUUCCUUCUCGAAAUGGAAAUCUUUUCAAAAACAGUGCAUCGACACGCUGAACUUGGCCGAAAAGUAUGGAAAAGUGCUCAUUAUUACGAACAGUGCGCCAGGAUGGAUCGACACGAGUUGUCAAGCCUUUAUGCCUUUGUUGCACCCCAAAAUUCGAUCGUACCCCAUUUUCGCAAAGCCGAUGAACUACAUGUUAACCUACAAACUCGAUGUCUUCAAGCGUGAGAUGCUCCAUGGUCGCUACACAAACCUCGUGUCAGUUGGUGACGGCAUUGCGGAGCGAACAGCCACAUUGCGACUCAUAGGUAAUGCGUCGGACGUAUUUGUACAGCUACUUAUUUUUCCACGUAGUUCUGACAAAAAAUACAGUGGCCGGUCAAUUGGCUUGUUGAUAGUGAUCUCUCAUGAACCAUGACGACUACUACGAACAGCAAAAUUGUUGAUUCAACAACUUGUUACCAAUCCAGGUACCACAGCGGGGGGGUUACCCUGCCACUGCAAAAGCGUGAAGCUGAAGGAUACACCCACGAUGGGACAGCUGGUGGAGCAAUUAGAACUGACGCAGAAGCGGUUUGAGAAUUUGGUUCGGUAUGAGGCAGAUUUGGACCUGCGCACAAACUUUGGCCCAGUUCACGCUGCCGGUCGCGGUCUGAGUGCAACUGGUGGUUGCUCCUUUGUCCACCUGUCGCACCUCGCUGGCCCUGCGACUGGUAGUUCUUCGGCAAGUUUGAUUGGCCCAGCUCCCGUCGGCAACUCCUUAUCGUUUUUAGGAGGCGCAACGGGAAGUUUGACCACGGCCGCUGACAACAGAAGGAGUAGCACAGCGAGUGCUAACGAGAACAAAGACAACAGCGGAGGCACUAGUCCAAGCAACAGAACGGGUUCGCACAGCAUCAUCGGGGCUGUUGGUGGUCUCAGCAGUGUACCUCCUGGAAGCGCUCCCUCAGCCUCCUUGGCGGCAACGAGCGGAUCUGCAGGACCUAUGCGAGGCCUCGCGGGAAACUUCUCAGCCUUAUCCCUCGGAUCUGAAACCAAAAGCGCUGGAGGAAUCACCUUGGACGGUGCUACAGGUGCCGCAAAUGCCAUUAUGGCGAGCACAACUUUGAGCCUCACCAACGCAAACAACAGCCCAACUGCCUCUACCGCGAUUGCUGGAACACCUCUUGCAGCCACGACACUCCCAAGAUUAUUCGAUAGUGAAGGCGGCAAAUCGCCCUUGCUCGGCGCCGGAGCUAGGUACUUUCUUUCCGGAGCUAGGAGCUAGGAGUUGUAUGUUUCACUACAGGAGGACGUUCUUGUUUGGUGUAGUGACGACGAUUACAGAUAGAGAGAUUUAAUUUAGUACGUCAAAUGAACUGCACCAACAAGUGAAUUAUUUUUUUCUGACUAAUCGUAAUAGUAAUUUUACUCGCUUCUGUAGUUGUAGUAAAGAAAUCGACUCCACAAAAUAUAUCAGCGCGUCGCGCCUCCGGUCAUCCUUGCCGUCGACGGCCGACAAGAUCGUGCGGUCCUCAAAAAUGCCUGGCCGACGACCAGGGAGCCUUUCCCCGACGUUGAGUGCAGUUGGUGGCCGCCGGUGA